Molecule: messenger RNA, 5366 nt
Organism: Spodoptera litura
Lineage: Eukaryota; Metazoa; Arthropoda; Insecta; Lepidoptera; Noctuidae
Gene: lap
Product: phosphatidylinositol-binding clathrin assembly protein lap
Biological process (GO): clathrin-dependent endocytosis; synaptic vesicle budding from presynaptic endocytic zone membrane; clathrin coat assembly
Cellular component (GO): clathrin-coated pit; extrinsic component of presynaptic endocytic zone membrane; synaptic vesicle
Molecular function (GO): 1-phosphatidylinositol binding; phosphatidylinositol-4,5-bisphosphate binding; clathrin heavy chain binding
Source: RefSeq, a predicted model, not a curated record
CAGUCGGGGGGGCGGUGACAUAUUUUUACCCGUCAUCGUCGUAAUUUUGUGAAUUUGUUGGAAAAACGCGAAAAUAAGUGUCGUUACAUCGUGUAAAUAGUUUAUGUCAGGACUGAACGUGAGGAUGGCGGGUCAGACUAUAAACGAUAGGCUUUUGGCCGCCCGCCACAGCAUCGCCGGGCAGGGUUUAGCUAAAUCCGUUUGCAAAGCUACUACCGAAGAAAUGAUAGCUCCCAAAAAGAAACAUUUAGAUUAUCUAGUCCACUGCACAAACGAGCCCAACGUGUCGAUACCACAGCUCGCCAACCUGUUGGUAGAGCGUACCCAGAACACUAAUUGGGUGGUGGUGUAUAAAGCUCUAAUAACUGUACAUCAUCUACUAGCAUAUGGGAAUGAGAGGUUCACACAAUAUCUAGCAUCGAGUAAUUCAACAUUUCAACUUAGCAAUUUUCUAGACAAAAGCGGCGUACAAGGCGCGGCCGGUGCCCGGAUUGGAUAUGACAUGUCUCCGUUCAUCCGGCGGUACGCCAAGUACCUCAAUGAGAAGGCGCUGUCCUACAGGACUGUGGCCUUUGACUUCUGCAAGGUUAAAAGGGGUAAGGAAGAAGGUUCCCUGCGAAUGAUGAACGCGGAGAAGUUGCUGAAGACACUGCCGGUGCUGCAGGCGCAGCUGGACGGCCUGCUGGAGUUCGACUGUACAGCUAAUGAUCUCACCAACGGAGUCAUCAACAUGUGCUUCAUGUUGCUCUUCAGAGAUCUCAUCAGAUUGUUCGCGUGCUACAAUGACGGCAUCAUCAACUUGCUGGAGAAGUACUUCGACAUGAACAAGAAGAACUGCCGCGAGGCUCUCGACCUCUAUAAGAAAUUCCUCAUCAGGAUGGAUAGGGUCGGAGAGUUCUUGAAGGUGGCAGAGAACGUGGGUAUAGACAAGGGUGACAUCCCCGACCUGACCAAAGCCCCCAGCAGUCUCCUGGACGCCCUGGAGGGACACUUGGCCUCACUUGAAGGCAAGAAGGGCUCCGCUGCCAAUACUCCCACACAAACUGCUAGCGCCCAAAAGAACGUAGCAAGCGUGAUGGGCGCUCUAUCGUCCACAUCGUCAUCGUUCGGUAACGCGGCCGCGUCCACUCGACUGGACAACCAGCCCAACGGGGCCUCGCCACUCUUCAUAGACGACACCCUCAAACAACAGGCCUUGGCUGAGGAGGAGGCCGCUAUGAACCAGUAUAAGGUUCGAUUAUACCAAGGCGAAGAGUGGACAGGCGACGAGGAUAUAUCAGAGAUAGUAAAUAAGGUGCAGUCUCCAACGAACGCGGCUAACAACCCGUUCUUAUCGUCUGCUCCUAGUCAGACACAGUCUAUUGUGGACUUGUUCGGACCUGCUCCAGCUGAUACAGCCAGUACUACUAGCAAAGCUUCCGAUGAUCUGCUGUCUCUUGGAAACCCGUUCGCUGAUAACAUGUUUGGAGCGGCGCCGGUGACGAGCACGCCGAUGUGGCCCCAACAACAACAACAACAACAACAGCCGAGCAACGGCUUCGCGGCCUUCCCGCCUCAGCAACAGAACAACUCCUUUGUGUCCGAGGCUAACUUCUCUAACGUUUUCGAUAACACUGAUUCCGCAGCUGCCGCGGCUAAUCCGUUCAUGGGUAUGGGAGACCUCACCCAACCAAUAUCCGCGUCACCCGCCCGUCCCCCUCCUCCCACCAUUCCCCCACAACCCAAAUCAGCGUUCGACGACCUUGAAGACGUGAUGCGCAUGUCUUUGGGUGGAUCCCCGGCUAAGUCUCAGCAGCCAAUUACACAACAGCCUCAACCAAUGGCGGCGCAGCCUUUCAGUGACGUCAUGUCAAUGCCGAUGGCUCAACCAAUGAUGUUCGGCUCGCCCGCCCGACAGCCCAUGAUGCCGAUGGGAGCGACCGGUCAGCAACCACAACAGCAACAGGGCAAGGUGUUGACUGGUGACUUGGACUCUUCACUCGCUCAGUUGGCCAACAACCUUACUAUCAACAAGACAGCUACGGCACAAAAACCGAUGCAGUGGAAUUCGCCGAAGAACGCGUCGAAACCUGGACAGACGUGGACACCACAACCCAUGCAAGCAACUACAGGCGCCGGGUACCGACCAAUGGGCCCAGGCAUGACACUCCCACCAAUGCCCCAUACUAUGCCCCAUGCAUAUCAUCCCCCGCAUUAUAUUAUGCAACAGCCAGGCAUGGUAAUGGGCAUGCAAGGAGCGCCAAUGAUGCCGAUGGGCAUGGCUCAACCGAUGCGACCCGCCGUGCCACCGCAGCCUACCACCAACCAAUUCAGUUAAGCACCACCUUUAUUAUUUGAAGGUUUACGUUUAUGUCAAAACCCGACUGCUCAUUGCACUUCAUAUAAAACCACAGGACACGCUACAUACAUAGCGAUCCUAUAGAAUAAGAAGAUGCCAGUCUUAUAUAAACUUUAAUAAAUUCAAUGUAAUAGCAAAAAAGUAUUCCUCUAAUUAGUCAAAUUUAUCCAAGUAUAGUUUUAUUAUUAUUAUAAUAGGUUAUUAUUGGAAUUGAAAUUAUGGUAGUUUUGUUUUUUUUUUGAGCUCAAUUUAUUUGAAUUUAUUUUAACGAAGAAAUUUAAUGAAUGUUCUAGUUUUUAAGUCUUGUUACUCAAGCUAAUAUAAUAAUUAUACAGUUUAUUUGUUAAUUAAUUCUUUGAAUUUCUUCCUGUGUUCUUCUUUAAGCUUAAAAUGCUUGAUUCAUUCAAGUGAUACGGUGUAUAGCAGUCGGGUUAUCUAUGUCAUGUCAGCUGACGUGUGAUCGGUAGGUUCUACCUUAUAAGUGCACCGUUUAGUUGCGGAUUUUAAACGGAACUUACGCCCUUAACAUACGUUCAUUAUGAGUUUAGGAUUGCCAGUCGAAAAAACUAGUUGUUUUCAAAGUUACCUGUAUUUAAUAGUUUGUUGGGGAAAACGAUUGAAUGGAAUUACAGAUACUUGAAAUUAAAUAAAACUCUUCUUUAUCGAUUGCAUACGUAAUUCAUUUUGAAUUGAUACAAAAUUAUUGCAAUUUUUAUGAAUUAUAUUUUGUUGAAACCAAUCGUUUAUGAUUAUAACAUUAUGAAUACUUAGUUUUGAGUAGAAACCGAUAUGAUUAUGUAUAUUAAUUGAUUAUUUCGACGAUUUCUUAUGUUCUUUUUUUAUUCAAUAAACUUUGCGUUAUUUGACUUAUGAAUCAUGAAAUGUCUUAUGAAAAAGGUGCGCAAGAUUUUUUAUUUUCAAAAUUAUACACAUCACAUUCCAUACUUGUACAAAGUGAAAAAUAAAAUAAUUUAUUAUGAGGUACUCGUUAACUUAGCUUAUUACCUACCUUUGGCAUAGUCAGUAUUUAUGAAUUGGAAUUGAAGUGAGUUCUAGUUUCUUUUUGUAAUAUUUUUUCCAGUGUUGGGCUGAAAGCGUAAUGUUUACUUUCAGCAUCGGAUGCAUAAAUAAAGUUAAUGAAAUCAUAUAGUUAUACUGGGUAGACGUCACAUAGACACCCUUAAUAAUAUUAUUCUGUAACUUGAUCCGUAUAUUAUGUGUAUAAAAAUAAAUAAUUGCAUAUUUAGUCAUAUAUUAAGCCUACGUGGUUUGAACGGGAUGUAAUUUUUACUCCAACCUCCAUUGUUUGGGUAAAAAUACGAUUCAAAGUUCAAUAAUACAUAUUUCCAUAUCCUCCAGUUAUGUAAAAACUGUAUUUGUCAUAUAGAAUAUUAUGUAUAGAGGGUUAUGCAUUAGAUUGUUAUAACAUUAGAUGUUACGGGUGUAUAUUAUAAAUGUAUGGCUGUUGUGAAUAUAUGAACUAGGUGCUUGCUAUAUUAGGCCCCAUUGCACGAUCCAUUAGUAAUGCAAAAUUUUCACAAUGAUGAAAAAAAUCGAAAGGUCUAAAGGUCAUGUUAAUGGGACCCAAAAUUCGCCACGGACAAUCGUUUAACGCUCUAAAUCGAAGCUCGUUUUGGUGCGCUAAAAAUUGGAAUUUCAUAGUUACGCAAAAUUAUGGACUUAACAAAUUGGAUAUUGCCAAAUAUAUUGGAAUGUAAGUCUACGCCCUAUCUUUAUAUAGUCUUAACAGUUACUAGCAAUACUUUGUACAAAUGUAUUAAUUAAAGAAAAGAAAAACCGUUCGCUUCUUGUGAUAUUUCAUUUCUAAAGACUGCAAUCCAAUAUUUCGAAGUAUUAAACUAUGCUUUAUAUUUAUGAAUGUUUUCUUAAAUCCAUCGUUUGGACAAAGUAUUGUAUAAACGUUGCCAUCGUUAACUCGUUCAUAAUAAAAAAAAAAUACAAAAUUGUACGGAACACCCGUGGUUUUCGUAUGGCAACAUUGUCAAUGUUGCUGCACUAUAAUCAGUGUUACUUAUAAAAUAAUAUAUAUUCACAGGUACAUGUAGAUGUAUAAACAUGAUAAUUAUGUAUUUAGAAUAAACGCAAAAAAUAAUGUUUGAAUAGCUCAGCCGUGUGAUUCAAUGGUGUAUGUAAAUAUAGGUGUUGCAUAGUACACAGUGCUAAUUAAACCCCUUACUUCAGCUAGUUUUCCAAAAGGCCAGUGACCGUCUAUAUUUUGUUAUUGCUUGUUUGAUGUUCAGUUGUACUGCUAAAGUCAGGUGGUACAGCACUUAUUGUAAGAAUGUCUUCAUCCUAGUUUCCUUGCACCUGGUUUUAGUAGUAUUUCACAGUCCGGGCUGGCUUUCUAUACAUGUUUUAGUGAGCAAUGAUAAUGCUAAAUGUUAGGCUAAUUUGAUUAUCCAAAUUAAUGAUAUAUGAUAUCAUUUGCAAUAUGUUUGAGAUCUGUGAAUUAUUUCAUCGCUUGAAAUGAUUGAUAAUAUUUUGUGCAAUAUUUUUCUUUUAAAAUUUUAUACAUGGCAACUCUGAUGUUGGUAUAGUCUGUUAUUCAUUAAUGUGUACUUCAAUUUUUAGAAAAAAUCUGCAGUUUGCUUAAGCACAUUAACAGCAGAAUGUUCAUAUAAUUUACAAGUAUUAUGAUUUGAAUAUAUUGACAAAGAAAGUCCAGUGGUUUGUAGAGGUGUUCAGUUGGCCAUACUUUACUUCUUAAAUGGAUGCUGUGAUGUCAGGUGGAUUCGACUGACUUAUUUGUGGGAUUCGCUCUUAGUUAACACUAUAAGUUUCUUUUUAUAAGAGAAUACUAGUUAAACCACAUUUUUGAAUUAGUUUUAGUACUCAUAGCGGCCUUUAAAAUUUUUAAGUUGUAAAUUUUAUUCAUUUAUUUUUAUCAAUGUACCUACUGAGUUACGUUUUUAUGUAAAUACCCCCUUCUAUGUUAUUUACUAGCUCUGUCUUUAGAUAUUCAAUUUAGUUUAUUUAUGAAAAGUAAUAAAUAAAUCAAUUAAUAUUA